UUUAGUAAGUGAGUCACUCCUUGGAAUAAAAGUAGAAAGUGUGAGUUUAUAGUGUCAGUGUAUGUUCAGUGAGCGCUAUCAAAUUCAUAUGGCGAGUUAUGAAAUGAGUCAUCUGUAACAAAACAAUAGCAAUUUGUUUUCAACGUAGCCUAAAAUAACUGUAGCCUAGAUUUCUUUUGGACGUAUCAGUAGUAAAGUAUUUUUAAUUCAAAUAAGAGUCAAUCUCGUAAGCAUGGUAUGUGUCUCUGUCGGUACAAACUAGAUCCUAGAUCAUCCUAUUUUGGAUCUUAUUAAUAACAAAAUAAAAUGAGAAAUGGUUUAUGGCGAAGGUUGCCUCAAGUAUGAGCCCUCAUUUAUCGAACCAGUUGACUCGCUCUUUAGAAAAAAUACUAGAAGAAGCUCAUUUAGGAGGAGAGCUAAAACUAAGUGGAAGAAAACUUAAGGAAUUCCCAAGGACUGGUGGAAAAUAUGACCUCUCGGAUACUGUUAUUGCAGAUCUGUCAAAAAACCGCUUCUGGGAGUUGCCUGUGGAGGUGACAAAGUUCUGGUCCCUGGAGAAACUUCAAUGUUACCACAACGCUAUCCGUUCAGUGCCUGAGUCCGUAGUCUUCCUGCAGUCCCUAGUCUACCUGGACCUUAGUCGCAACCACCUGACAAGUCUACCAGCAGCUCUGUGUCAGCUACCGUUGGAGAUCUUGCUGGUUGCCAACAACAGGUUGACCUCUCUACCGGAGGAGAUCGGUCGCUGCAACUCUCUCAUGGAGUUUGACGUUAGUUGCAACCAGAUUGCUCACCUUCCUCCACAGAUGGGGCAACUGUCGAGAUUGAGGAUGCUCAAUGUUAGGAACAACCUGCUGUUAGAGUUACCUAUUGAAGUGACGUACCUGAAGCUUUUACAUAUGGAUCUCAGUGAGAAUCGAAUAGCCACGCUGCCUGUAGAACUUCGCACCAUGAACUCUCUCGUCAGUCUAGAACUGUCUCACAAUCCCCUUGUCUCUCCUCCUGCUAGUAUCUGUGUGCGAGGCAGAGUGCAUGUAUUCAAGUAUCUGGAGCUGCGCAGUGUUAAGGAAGACAAGGUGAGGUGGCGCGGCGGCGUAGAGGAGCGCAAAGUGAGUCGUAAACUGAGUGAGCUGCGCGCCAAGCAACAACACCGGCGACACCACAACACCAGUCCCUGCGCCGGCGACUCUAGCAUCAACAACUCCGACGAGACACUCAACGAACUGGGUAAAAAGAGGUUAGAAAGAUCAAGUUCUGAACGAGAAGUAAGCCGACAAAACAGCUCAGAGAGUGGGAUCAAAUCUUUGUCAAGUUCUAGUCUAGGGUCGAGGUACAGCAAGAGUGGACAGUCAAUGAACGGGCUAGGUUCCGGAGCUUCUCUCUCCCCGACAGUGGAACAGGCCAGUCAAGACAACGACCCACGACCCUACCAGCAUAUACAGUCCUACAAGGAGUACAAAGAAGCACUCAGAGCACAGAGGGCUGCAGAUAAUAUUUACAAAAGUAGAAACACCAGUUCAGAAGACCAUACACCCUCCCCCACCUACCAACAUGUGAACAAUCAUGUCAAUGACUCUGAUUCCCCUGGUCACAAGACGGACAGCAGUCCUAGCCCAGGCCAUGAGGUCAACAAACGUCCUGUACAGAAAGUCAUUCCAUCUCGCAACCUCAACUAUACCCCUCCCCCACCACCACCUGGAGUGCAGGACAAUCAUGCUGGUGUGAAUGGUUGCACUGCCUAUGUUAAGCCUUCAGCACCCCAACUGCUGACUACCAGUCUAGGUUACGUCGGCACCACACCCCCUCCACCUCGCCCCGCAGCGUGGAACCGCAACAUCCCUCCAGACAAGCUGAGCUUCACCAUGCGACGCGAGUUUGAGAAGGCAAAGGAGGAGGCGGAGCUGAUACAACAACUGAGAACUAACAUAGAGACCAGACUGAAGAUGACACUACCAGCAGACCUAGCACCAGCUCUUAGUGAUGGAGUGGUCUUGUGUCAUCUAGCCAACCAUGUCAGACCUAGAUCUGUGGCUAGCAUCCAUGUUCCUUCUCCUGCUGUUCCUAAACUAACUACUCCAAGAUGUCGCCGAAACGUUGACAAUUUCCUAGAAGCCUGUCGGAGGAUUGGAGUUGAAGAGGCGGCAUUGUGUAGUCGAGACGACGUCGUGGAAGGUGGCGGAUUGUUAGAACUGUCGCGCACAGUACACUACCUGCUGUCCGUCGCCGAGACACCACCACCUCCCCCCACCACUCUCUCUACACUGCUGUGUGUUGCGUUGCUCGUAAUCUCCAUGAUACUGCUCUACUUGUUCCCACCACCGGAUUAGACGGAUGGAUGCAGAGUUAAAGAUCUGAAUAACUCUGAGGAUCAGAUGUUUUUGGUUUACUUUUAAAUGGGAUUUUCAAUCUGAUUUGGAAAAGCGAGGAUCUUCUGAAGAAUCUGAAGAGUUUACUGAGUUUAAGUUAACAAAGUGCCUACUAUAGCUUAGUAAUUCCGUUUAUUUAUAGAAAGUGCUUAAAAAUAGUUUUAGGAGUUUUUAAUUUGAAUUUUUAAAAUAGAUAAUUCAGCUAGCUUAGCCGAGAAAGUUAAAGUCCACAAAAUAAUUGAUACACAAUUAAAGAUCACAUAACGUUACAUUGUUAUUUUGUCCUAAUAUACUCCCUCAGCGAGUGGACUGAAUAAUCUUAUCAAUCAAAGUUGUAGAUGGAAGUUCUGAAUUUGCAGUACCACGUUCUGAUUUCUGAACCUGCACUCAAACUCUCAAAUAAGCUAGCAGAAUCAGAUACUUGGUUUUCUUUUGAAUAUAAUAAUAAAAAUCAGUUUCAAAUUUUAAUUUUACAGACAAUUUUCCUGUAGCAUUUUCUGAUCGGUGAUCAGUGAUCAUAAGGUUAGUUUUAUAACAGACUAAAUUAAAAAAGGUUAACUAAAAUCUAAUUUCUUCCAACAUUAAAAUAGCAAUCAGGGGCCUGAAAUAUACACAGUUUGUGUCAAGUGUUAAGAGCAGUUUUAACAAUCUUAGUUAUCUGUGGAAGGCUAAGUUAAAACAAAACUAGUUAUUCCUUUGUUCUUUUCUUAAUAAACCUUCAUUAUUUCUUCACCAUCAUUAAGGCUUUAGUAGGCACUUUUUUACGCUUCCAAAGUAUGUUCAACAAUCGUUUAUCUUGUUAGUGCUCUACCUUUAUUUAGAUAGUUGUUUAAGAACGUGUAAAAUGAAUCCUGAAGGUUGUUCA
Molecule: messenger RNA, 3231 nt
Organism: Macrosteles quadrilineatus (aster leafhopper)
Lineage: Eukaryota; Metazoa; Arthropoda; Insecta; Hemiptera; Cicadellidae
Gene: Lrch
Product: leucine-rich repeat and calponin homology domain-containing protein
Exons: 13
Coding region: 321-2327 (668 amino acids)
Molecular function (GO): protein binding
Source: RefSeq, a predicted model, not a curated record